GGCGGGCGGCGUGGCAUGUUCGACGACGGCGCGGCGGGGGAUCGCGGCGCGGUGGCGGUGAAGCGGAUGAGACUGUGGGAGGAGGGGUGGGCGUGGGGGCCGCCGGCGCCGGCGGCGGGGGUCGGGGAGCAGCGGGCCGCGGCGAUCGUGGUGGCCGACGCGGCGGAGGCCGACUUCCCCGUCAUCUACGUCAACGCCGCCUUCGAGGCCGCCACGGGGUACCGCGCCCACGAGGUGCUCGGGCGCAACUGCCGUUUCCUGCAAUUUCGGGAUCCACGUGCGCAAAGGCGGCAUCCCCUUGUUGAUCCCAUGAUUGUUUCAGAGAUUCGGCGAUGUCUCAAUGAGGGGAUUGAAUUCCAAGGCGAGCUGCUCAAUUUCCGGAAGGAUGGUGCUCCACUAUACAACAGAUUAAGGCUCAUUCCUAUGCAUGGGGAUGAUGGCUCUGUGACACAUGUUAUUGGGAUCCAGCUAUUCUCUGAGGCAAACAUUGAUCUCAGCAACAUAUCAUAUCCAGUGUAUAAACAACAGUCUAACCACAGGCCUAGCAUUCAAGAUCUGAACUCAGCUUCUCAUGAACAUACUCCAAAAAUCCAGAGUUCAGACUACUGUGGUAUCCUCCAAUUGUCAGACGAAGUUCUUGCACACAACAUUUUAUCUCGCCUGUCGCCAAGAGAUGUCGCAUCGAUUGGAUCAGUCUGUACCAGAAUGCAUGAACUAACCAAGAAUGAUCACCUGAGGAAGAUGGUCUGCCAGAAUGCUUGGGGAAGAGAUGUCACUGUCAGGCUUGAGAUGAGCACCAAGAUGUUAAGAUGGGGUCGCCUUGCAAGAGAGCUAACAACCCUUGAGGCUGCCUCAUGGAGAAAGUUCACUGUUGGAGGACGCGUGGAGCCUUCCCGUUGCAACUUCAGUGCAUGUGCUGUUGGUAAUCGCCUUGUCCUUUUUGGAGGGGAGGGAGUCAACAUGCAGCCUAUGGAUGACACGUUUGUGCUUAACUUGGAGGCUGCAAGGCCAGAAUGGCGCCGUGUCAAGGUCUCUGCCUCCCCACCCGGCCGGUGGGGGCACACUCUAUCAUGGCUGAAUGGGUCAUGGCUGGUAGUAUUUGGAGGCUGUGGACAGCAAGGUUUGCUCAACGAUGUCUUUGUCCUUGAUCUUGAUGCUCAGCAGCCUACAUGGAGGGAGGUUGCGAGUGAGGGUCCUCCACUGCCACGGUCUUGGCACAGCUCAUGCACUUUGGAUGGUUCAAAGCUCGUUGUUUCAGAUGGGUGCACUGAAUCCGGAGUUCUUCUCAGCGACACCUUCCUCUUUGACCUCACAAAGGAAAAACCAGCUUGGAGGGAGAUUCCUACAUCCUGGUCUCCACCAUCCCGCCUUGGUCACACCAUGUCUGUCUAUGGUGCAACCAAACUAUUCAUGUAUGGUGGACUGGCAAAGAGCGGUUCUCUCCGGCUGCGCUCCAGUGACGCCUACACAAUGGAUGUCGGUGAAGACAGUCCCCAAUGGAGGCAGCUGGCAACAACUGGCUUCCCAAAUGUCAGUCCACCGCCAAGGCUUGAUCAUGUCUCUGUGAGCCUACCAUGUGGGAGAAUCAUCAUAUUUGGCGGCUCGAUUGCUGGCCUGCACUCCCCAGCGCAGCUGUUCCUGAUCGACCCUGCUGAGGAGAAGCCGACAUGGAGGAUACUGAACGUCCCUGGGCAGCCACCGAAGUUUGCCUGGGGACACAGCACAUGUGUAGUGGGUGGCACAAGAGUUCUGGUCAUGGGAGGCCACACCGGGGAGGAGUGGAUCCUGAAUGAGCUCCAUGAGCUUUGCCUUGCAAGCAGGCCCGAUGAAGACGAGUGAUCUCUGAUCUCUUCGCGCCUGGCUGUGCAUCUGAUUUAGAUCCUAUGCUAUUCGGACCUACUUUCAGUGUGUUACCUCAUUCUGCAUUGGUAUAAAAAGGUAGUGGAAAUUGAUCUGAAAAAAAAAGGUUAGUCCCGGAGAGUUUUAGUCUACUUUGUUGUUGUCAUCCGAGAUGUUUUCUUGCAUCUGCAUUGGUGUAACAAAAAUAGUGGAAAUUAGUUUGAAAAAAAAGGUUAGUCCUGGAGAGUUUAGUCUACUUUGCUGUUAUCAUAA
Messenger RNA from Panicum virgatum (switchgrass), 2112 nucleotides. RefSeq names its product adagio-like protein 3. Gene Ontology annotation, cellular component: nucleus; cytosol; SCF ubiquitin ligase complex. NCBI's taxonomy places the organism in Eukaryota, Viridiplantae, Streptophyta, Magnoliopsida, Poales, Poaceae. The record is from RefSeq and is a predicted model, not a curated record. Bases 16 to 1839 code for a protein of 607 amino acids. Gene Ontology annotation, biological process: circadian rhythm; response to blue light. The transcript is spliced from 2 exons. Gene Ontology annotation, molecular function: protein binding.